Pseudomyrmex gracilis is the source of this 6964-nucleotide messenger RNA. RefSeq names its product aminopeptidase N-like. Gene Ontology annotation, molecular function: zinc ion binding; metalloaminopeptidase activity; peptide binding. Gene Ontology annotation, cellular component: cytoplasm. Bases 3213 to 6041 code for a protein of 942 amino acids. The record is from RefSeq and is a predicted model, not a curated record. Gene Ontology annotation, biological process: proteolysis; peptide catabolic process. Lineage: Eukaryota; Metazoa; Arthropoda; Insecta; Hymenoptera; Formicidae. The transcript is spliced from 12 exons.
CAUAUUGUUUCAGAUUUUUUUAGAAAUAUUUAAUAUUUUUAAAAAGUCCAAGACGAAAAGGACCCAUGUCCGGCGAAUUAAGAUGCCAAAAAACACGCCGUCCGUUGAGGGUUAAUACAACACACCGCAAAAGCAUCAAAUAUCAAAUAAUUAACUAAUAUACAGAGAGUUACAUGCGUUUCCAUACCAUUGUAUUCAUAUCGUUGUAAUUAUUUAUGUAUAGAAUAUUCGGCCACCAGAACGUGUGACAAACUUUGGAUGGCUGUUGGAAAUAUAUGUAGAAAAUACAGACAUUGUACUAUAGUAGAAGAAAGUUAAAUAUACUAUUACUAUCAUAGUUAUAUAGAGGUCUAAAUGGAAUAGUGUUCGGAAUAUAUGACUCUAUUGCAAGUUAGAGACACGUGGCCUCUCUUAUCCAAUUCCUAUCCUCACCGCCUAAUGGUGAACCCCGAUAACUUGAGCAACUCCGUAGAAAAUUGAGUAACCAACCCCAGUGGGAAGCAGAGUCAAGGCCAACGAGGAAAGAAGAAAUGGUCCCUCGAUAAUUGGGGGGUUGAGCAGAAGGCUAACUACCUUCUCCUGGAAAAAAGUCUAAUUGCGAGUAUUCAAGAAAGAGAAGUCGGAUCGAUCGAAGAAAACUACGCAAUAAAAAGGAACAUGAGUUAAAGAUUGCGACAUGAAAUAUCCGAUCCUUCUACAGGCAGGGUGCACUUCAUAGCAUAGCUUUUCGAAAAAGCAUCUAUGCGCUCCGAGAGCACGCGAUCUUCCUCUCUGUUCUGCAAAUAGCGCAAAUACGCUUCGAUCGAAUACUAAAAAGUUAUAUACGUGUUACAUAUUGAUAUCACAAAAUGUGUUGAAAAAUAUUAAUCUCACAUUAUAAACGUAUAUUUAAUGUACACAUUAUACAGACAUAAAUUUAUAAUAAUUUGUACUAAUCAUUUGCUGUGUUUCUAAUACAUUGCUAUACUGUAAAUUUUGUUACUGAAAGAUGUUAUAAAGUUUGCUCUUACUAAAAUUACAUUAUAUUAUAGUAGCUACCGAGUUUUUAGUUAGAUAUUUGUGUAAGUUUGAAACCUGUUGAUAGAUUUAUGUUGAAUCUUUCCUAAAGUCAAUUGUGGCUCAAACACGAUAGAGAAAGAAAGAGGAAUUUACUAAUUAAAGCUGCGUUUUGAUAUUUAUUGUGAUCUUCUACAUACUACAAAUCUCUACUUCACAUGUGCUAUAGAUUUCCAGUAUUGGCAGUGAAUAUCAGACCGCAGCCUAUAGCAGUAUUUACUACAUAUUACAUUUCUCUUGAAGAACUUUUAUUCAUGUAUCGAAACUCAAUUCUGAGUAAACUGUGGCGAGAUAAAAGUAAGAGAAAUAAAUUUAGUAAUUAUUUAACUUUUCAUGUAUAAAAUUUUUGACAUAAUAACGUAAAACCCGAUAUAGAUCGUCUUAACAAUGUGCAGUAGUGUCCGUGAAUAUGCUACCAAACUUUAUUUUCAUCAAAUUAGUAAAAUCAAAACAAGAAAUUAUUUAAAAACCAUUCUCAAAAUAUAUAAUAAAUAUAUGAAUAUAUAAAUAUAUAAGUGUUCAUUAGAGUCAUACGCUGAGUGUUUACUGUGAAAAAAAAAAUUAUAUAAAUAUAUAUAUUUUUGUAUAUAUAUAUAUACAAAAUACGCGACAAACAUCGUAUGGCUAAAAAUUCUCUUAUUGACCAAAAAUUUCACGUUGUUUUGUUAUUAUAAAUGAAAAAUAAUUGUAUACUUAUUAUAUCUGUAUUUUAAAGAAAGUUGCGACGUUUGUAUACACAUGAAACCGUCUCAUACACACAAAACACUAGUCUAAAAUAAUACUACAUGUAUACUCAACUAACACAUAAAAUAUUAUUACUCAUGUUCUAUUAAAUUAUAAAUCGGAUUGACACAGUCGUAGAACACACUACUAGCCAAAAGUCUGUUCAAAACCUCUAUGAUCGCGUCAAGCGUGACAGUACCGUAAGUCAUCGUAUGUCUCUGCGUGUAACAAGAACAAAACUUUACAUACUAAAUCAGAGAAACUAUAUUGUUCAAUUAAUUUUUUUAAAAGUUGUAAGAGUGUUAUUAAGUCUUUUGCAUGUAAAAGUAAUUUACUUGCAAUAAAUCUUUUACAGUUUCGCGAGCGCACCAUUGGCACAUUUAAAAAUAAUUUACUAAAACUCGUUUUUGAUUUUUAUAACAUCUCAAUUGUAUAGUUUCAGAAAAACAUAUCUACAUUCUGAACCAUUUUCUAGAUACAACAUGUCAAAACAUAUGAACGUCUAGUAAACAGUGAAAAUAUAUAUUUCGAAACUCAUAUUUCUAUACAUAUGUACAUAAAUUACAACGUAAGUAAGGUCGUUUCCCCGUGUAUACGGGUGUUUACAUCGUGAUAUGUAUUUAUUAUUUCACGAAAACGACUGUCUUGUAGUUAUUGAUCAUCUCUCCAAGAAACAAGAUCGCAGAUAUUCUUACGCAAAUCGUUUUUGAACUUAUAUAGUGAUAAUACGUAUAAAGUGUAAAUUAAAAUUUAUAUUUUAGAAGAUACAGAUAUUCUCUCAAACAUAGUAAGUUAUAAAAAGCUCGUAUAUUAUGUGGUAAAUAUUCAUUAUUAUUGUUGUGAAAUAUAUCUUGUAGUUUACACCACACGCUAAAAUUCUAUAAAAUUCGUUAGAGAGAAAGAGUUUUCUUUCUAUUAAAAAAAUGUAUAUCUGCUUUAGUUUAUCACUUAUUGUAUAAAUUAUAAUACUUGUACAUAAACCAUACGAAACUAUUACAUAACUACUACUGCAAUCUACCAAUAUCGUAUUUACAUUGACAUAAGUUGCAAAGUGUGACAUACUAUAUAAUUAAAACGCGCUCAAAAUUUGUAGACAAACUUUUCGAGUAUAACGUUGUUUGUUCAAAUAACAGAUUGUUAAAAUUGUUUAUUACACUUUGUGUUUUUCUUUUUCCAAUUGUUCUUCUAUAUGUCAAAUUACCGCAAUCAUGACAACUAUUAUGCGAGUGUAUCUAUAUGCGUACGUAAUAAACAUAAAGACAUCGAAACCAAGUGAUAAACAUAUUCUAGAACGGUCAUACAUAUCUGUCUUUGACAAUUAUAUCUGAUAAAGAAUUAACAAUUAAUGUGUACAUUUAUAAUUUGUCUGUUGCGUCUUUAAUGGCAUAUGCAUUUCUUGUUUAACAAACAAAAUAAUUUUUUAGAUUCACAGUAUGCAGAUGCUUACAUUCUUUGGAACUUUGAGCUUAAUAUUUCUACCUAGAUUUGCUUUUUCAUCUGAUGAAAAGUUAUCUCAAGACCAACAAUGUAUACAACCGAUUGAAUAUAUUAUGAAUAUUUCAGCGGAAGUACAUAAUAAUUCACUCAACGUCAAUUCUCGUGUCAAACUCAACAUUUCAUGUACAGACCAGAAAAUACGACUGUAUGUCAAACACUAUUGUAAUGUUAUAUACGAUUUUAACAUCAUUACUAACAUUUCUCGGUAUAAUUAUUCGCAUUGGUUAUACGAGCCACUUUCUACGAAAGAAGGAUUCAUUGACAUCGUUCUCAAGGACCAAUAUAUAGAAGAUUUUAAAAUAAAACAACGAAAAAAAGAUAUACAACCUGGAAUAUAUUGGAUAACUGCGAAAUAUAAUUGCAUUUUAGAGAAAGUUGCAACAAUUAUCCCAUAUGUACCUGAAACUAAAAAAGAAAAAUAUUUGAUUUUACCGCGUAUUCCCGCUGAAUGGAUUUUUCCUUAUUGGAAAAAUCCUGCAAUCAAGGCUGCAUUUACUAUUCAAUUUAACCAUACCUACAAUGAAAUAGUUUUAUCACAUACGGUUGGUGAUAAAAAGAUUAAAACAAAUCAGUUCUAUACAUUAUUUCCUACUACACCUAAAAUAUCUACUCAUUUGGUAGCAACAGCAGUAUUACCAGAAUAUACCGAUGAAUCAACGUAUACCGAUUAUUAUAUGAGUGCUUCCUUGUUGCAUUAUACACGUGCUACUAUUAAAAUUAGAUUGCAAGUGCAAAACGACAUUUCAUACGCAAUAUUACUUAUAAAAAAUUUUCUGACAUCUAUCGACGAGAAGAAAGAGUAUAUCACAUCAGUCUCAUACGUGCAGUAUUUAAUACUUCCAAACUCCAACAAUUACGAAACCAUAGUAACUUCUGGACUUGUAUUCUUCAGAGACGCUAGUAUUGCAUACAAUAGAAAAGUAGAUUCAAUUAUAAAACAAGCAAAAGUAACAUGCUUGAUUGUACGCGGUGUGCUACAAGAAAUGUUCAGCGAAUGGUUAGUUACAUUGAAACAAUCUGAUUUUUGGUUCCUUGAAGGGUUUUUGACAUUUUACGGAGUUUAUUUAGUCGAUCAAAUUUACAAUGAAACUUUACUGAAGUCGAUUGCGAUCCAGACACGACGAGUAGGUUUUGAAUAUACAGAAGCAUUUAUUGAACAUGGUUUACCAAUACAAAACAAUUUAUUUCCUCAAAACGUAACACUUAAUAUCAUGUGGAAAGAGAAAGCAUUCAAUAUAUUUUCUAUGAUUAAUACAUUGUGCUAUGACAAAGAAGUUUUAUACAAUUCAAUUUUUAAGGAAGCGAUAAAAUUGUAUUCUACCAUGAAUACAUCAAGUGAUACAUUUAAUGAACAGUCUGUUCUGGAUAUUUUAUGGAAAAAUAUACUUGAUGUGCCAGCUAUAUAUAAAAAUAUUCGUUUAGAGACUAUAAAUAUAAAAAAUGUGAUAACUUUUUGGAUAACACAAAAUGGCUACCCUGUGAUACAAGUAACACGAGACAAUGAUACACAGUCUCUGGCAAUAAAACUUAUAGAUUGUAUCGCAGUUAAUCAAGAGGAAUUGUGUGAACACAUGUGGUGGAUACCUGUAACCUAUGUAAAAAUAUCGAGGAAUGUGUCUACUAGAACUUAUGUGCACUUAAAACCAGACGGGAAAAGUAUCUUUGUUCCGUAUAUUAAAGAAAAUGAUUUUAUCAUUAUUACGGAUCAAAAUGGAUAUCGUGUGACCUAUGAUUAUAAAUCAUGGACAAAUAUUGCUUUCUUUUUGGAAAAUAAAAAUCAUACGAUUUGGGAUCCAUAUGAAGUAUCUGACGUCACUUUAGCCCAAAUUCUCGACGAUGCUUUUUAUUUUUUAAUACAAAAUACAAAGUACAACGAACAACCUGUUGCAGGAAUGAGUAAUAUAGACACAUUUUUCAAUCUUGCGGGCAAUGUACUUUACGUGAAAAAUGGGUACAUAACAUGGUAUCCAAUAUUUAAUGCUCUUCAAUAUGUAUCACAAAUUUUUCCGUUUCCAGAAAGCGCAAAAAUCAAGGACAAAACAAUAGAAAUAUUGAAUAAAUUUCUUGAAGAUACAUCACAUAUAAAUGUUUCCGAGAAUAGCAUUGAUACUCAAUUAUAUCACGAAGCUUUAAAAUGGACAUGUAUUCUUGGUAGUUCAAAGUGCAACGAACACCUUACUGAUAUAUUAAAGUGGCAUCUACAAAAUCCUGCACAAAACAAAUUGUUGGUAAGUUGGAAGAGAUGGAUAUAUUGCCAAGGUGUAGCAUUACGAAUUAUAAGUGAUUUUAUGUUGUUGCAUACAAUACGAAACAUUUAUUUGUCACAAGAAAAGCACAACCAAUUUUUUCAGCUUUUAUUUUGUCGUGGACACAAUUAUAAAUUAGAAGUGCGUUAUGCACAAGAACAUCAUUUAGGAGAAGAAAGUGAUUUUGUUAACCUUCUUUUUGAUAUUGUUGCAAGACAUGUAAAAAAGUUUUCUUCACUGGAUAUUAUAAUAAGACAAAUACAAGAUAAAUUUCCAAGACCGGUUGGCCUACUUGCAGUUGUGAAUUUUAGUAUUAACCACAUAUAUGUAGAUGAAGAUCUCGAAACGAUUACNAAGACUGUACUAGUGAUGGUUACAAAUUUUAUCAACAGAUAUAAUCUAGAAACGCCAUUAUUUAUACACGAUGUCAUUANGAAGAAAAUGGUGAAGCGUCGAAGGAUUAUACGAACCAAGAAAAUUUUUAUUCGGAAUGUACCUCAUUACUCACUACACUAUUAAUCACAUGAUGAUUUUAGCAAUUUUUUUGUAUAGACAUAUGCGUUUUAAUUUAAAUAGAAAAUGGUAUCUAUGUAUUGCUGUUAAUAUCAAAGUUAGUCUUGUAUAACAAGAUUUAAUUUAUUUUAUGACACAAAAAAGUAUUUAUUAAUUAUGUUUAAAAUGUAGAAUUUACAGACUUUAAUACAUUUAAUAAUUUGCAAAGUGAUCAUAAAAUCAAAUCAAAUGUGUGGUACACGUAUUGCUACUAUUACACUGUAUUUCAUUUUACACAACUGCGACUAAGUAUACAUUUAAGAUUAAUUGCUCACAAAUGAAUAUAUAAAACACACGUUAUACAAAAAAACACAUUCUGUAGGUAUUCAGAGAACAUUUUGCGAGUAACAUCGUAUUCCAGUGCGUCGUUAUAUGAACAGCAUAUAAUCAGUAAAUCUAGACAGAACUUUGUACGUGAAUAUAUUGUCAUCACACGCAAGAACGACUUAUUCAUCCUAAGUAUGUAAUACACUUUCAAAUUAAGAGUAAAUAACUUACAAUAUGUUAGCAAUUUGCUUGUUAUUUGUUGGUAUAUUGGAUGGGUAUUAGAUAGAUUCUCGUGCGCAAUAUGCACGUGUGCGCGCGAUGAAAUAUGUUAACAAACAAAAUUCAGACAAAUCACAUAAUAAGAUUUACAUAUUUAACGCGCGCAAACCGUGCACGCAAAAAUUAUUAUCUGGAUAUAUAAAACUAUAAAAUGUAUAAAACAGAAGCAAUCUAUCAAACAGUAUUAUGUAUGAUAAAAUGAUAUAUGAUACUCGUAAUGAUUUUUUUACGCAUGUAAAACCUGAUAACCAAUAAUUGAAUUAGAUAUUAUUAUGGUAUUUAUAAUUUAUUCUGUUUUUGUUUUUAAUGUGUUCAAGCAAAAUUAUGUAUAACAAAAUCUUAUA